AGCAGGGGCCCCGGACGGCUAGCGGCUCGAGUGGUUCGGGGCACUCGGGAGGUCCCGGAGGAGGACUAGAGAUGUCCUGUCUGUGCCGCCUCCUGCUCACGUACCUGUUCCCGGCCCUGCUGCUUCACGGGCUGGGAGAGGGUUCGGCCCUCCUUCAUCCAGAUAGCAGAUCACAUCCUAGGUCCUUAGAGAAAAGUGCCUGGAGAGCAUUCAAGGAAUCACAGUGUCAUCACAUGCUCAAACAUCUCCACAAUGGUGCACGGAUCACUGUGCAGAUGCCACCAGCAAUCGAGGGCCACUGGGUGUCCACUGGCUGUGAAGUGAGGUCAGGCCCAGAGUUCAUCACAAGGUCUUACAGAUUCUACCACAAUAACACCUUCAAGGCCUAUCAGUUCUAUUAUAGUGGCAACCGCUGUACAAGCCCCACCUACACACUCAUCAUCCGGGGCAAGAUCCGCCUGCGCCAGGCCUCCUGGAUCAUCCGUGGGGGCACAGAAGCUGACUAUCAGCUGCACAGUGUGCAGGUCAUCUGCCACACGGAGGUGGUUGCCGAGAGACUCAGCCAGUUGGUGAACCGCACGUGCCCUGGCUUCAUCCCUGCUGGAGGUGCCUGGGUGCAGGAUGUGCCCUACGACCUAUUGCAGGAGGAAGAUGGCUGUGAGUGCACCAGGGCCGUGAACUUCGCAAUGCAUGAGCUGCAGCUGCUCCGGGUGGAGAAGCAGUACCUGCAGCACCACCUGGACCGCCUGGUGGAGGAGCUCUUCCUUGGGGACAUCCAUACUGAUGCCUCUCAGAGGACAUUCUACAGGCCAUCCAGUUACCAGCCCCCACUGCAGAAUGCAAAGAACCACGACCAUGCCUGCAUAGCCUGUCGAAUCAUCCACCGGUCAGAUGAGCAUCACCCUCCCCUCCUGCCCCCCAAGGCUGACCUCACUGUUGGCCUGCACGGUGAAUGGGUGAGCCAGCGCUGUGAGGUGCGGCCCGAAGUCCUCUUCCUCACACGCCACUUCAUCUUCCAUGACAACAAUAACACCUGGGAAGGGCAUUAUUACCACUACUCCGACCCUGUCUGCAAGCACCCCACCUUCACCAUCUAUGCCAAGGGCCGUUACAGCCGGGGCGUGCACUCCUCCAGGGUCAUGGGAGGAACCGAGUUUGUAUUCAAAGUGAAUCACAUGAAGGUCACCCCCAUGGACGCAGCCACAGCCUCACUCCUCAACGUCUUCAAUGGGAAUGAAUGUGGGGCCGAGGGCUCCUGGCAGGUGGGCGUCCAGCAGGAUGUGACCCAUACCAAUGGCUGUGUGGCACUGGGAAUCAAACUACCUCACACGGAAUACGAGAUCUUCAAAAUGGAACAGGACACCCGCGGCCACUAUCUGUUGUUCAAUGGCCAGAGACCCAGUGACGGAUCCAGUCCAGACAGGCCUGAGAAGAGAGCCACAUCCUAUCAGAUGCCCCUAGUCCAGUGUGCUUCCUCUGUACCCCGGCCUGAGGACUUCCCCGAGGACCACAGGGCCCAACUGUAUGGGAGCCGGGCACCUAGGAGGAGCACUUGUCCCUGGUUCUGUACUGCGUUCGCCUGCCUUUUGACUCUGCUACACUGGAAUGUCCCCAGAUAGAAAUUUUUUUAAAGUUAUAUUUUUCCAUCCAGGUUUCCUUACAAUUUAAGUUUUGGUUUUUUUUUUCCUUGUGAAGAGAGGACACUUCUUUUGUUGCACUUGAGUGCCGGAGAACUGUCGGGCCCUUUCCCCUCCAUCUCGCCUCUCCCUCUCAGCCUGAGUCAGGAGCAGCACUAUUUGAAGUUUCUGCUUUGAACUCUAUCCAGUUGGAUCCCUGGCCUGGGUGCCUUCACAAUAGUAAUUGCACUUUAAGACCACAGAGUGUCUGGGGCUAGUGUGUUUGGUAAAGAGAGCAGGGUGAAAGCUAGGUUCUCUUCUUUUCUUCCUCUUAAUUAUUGUUUCUGAUUUGGACUUAGAAGAAAUGAAUAUCAAGCUACAUCUUUUUUAUUGUGGUUGCUUCCUAUCCCCCUUUGAAAUUGUUUCCUCUCCGAGUUUUACAACCUGGAAUCCAGUGCAGAGUUGCUUUGGGACUGCAAUCAAGACACCUUUUAUUAAUAAAGAAGAGACUUGGGUGUAGAUAUGUACAUAGAGAAAGACAUACAAUUUAGCUUAACCACCUUGACAGCCUUUAUACAAAAAAGAAGAGAAUCCAAACUUUCAAAUGCUGAGUGGAAAAGUACCUGAAAUUAAAGUUUCAAAGUAAUUUAAACUAUUGUUGUUUUAGCUUGUUGAGAAAAGAUGAUGGUUAGAUGCUGUUUUUUGGGUGGUUGGGGAAUGCAUGCUGCUUUCCUACCUGCUGAGGAGACAAGGGCAGCUGAGCAAAUAUCAAAAGCAGUCCUGUUAUCGGACAGACAGGAACAUGGGAUGGUGACAAGUAUUAAAUGCCACAUGAAUAACAAAGUGCCCACUGGUUCCACAGUUUCCUCUUCUUAGGACACUUGUCUUGGCUCAUGCUGUGUCUAGUCAGGAGUGAGCACAUGGCACUUCACCGUGGCAUCUCUGCCCUUGUCAGAGAUGAAUACUCAUCACACUUCGGUGUUUAAGGGCCUGGCUGGUCAAAGAGAGUGCAGCGGGGGCUUCCAAGCUGGGUAUUCCAUUAGGCUCCUGACUUGUGUGAAACCCAGGCUUUAUGUACAGUCCUUACCUUGGGACAUGCCAGUUUGACUCAGUUUCUGUCCUGCCAUUGCCUUGGCUUUGUCACUGCAGAGGGUCUCAGGGUCACCAUAUGCAGACUCUGUGAGCUGCUUUCUCACAGACAAGGGGAAGGUGCAUGAAUCAUGUCUGCCCAUUACUCUGGAUUAUUAUAAAUGGUGCUAUCUGAACACCAAGUGUUAUUGCCAGUAAAGACUGAUAGAGGAAAAUAAUGAGUAACUGAAAAUCCUGAAUGUAGCUAAAAGUGAACAUGGAAACCAUGAUCAAGUCCAAGAGUCAUGCUUGUAUUUAAGAAAUAAAUUUAUGAAAUACUGUAGCAUUCAAUGUGGUGUUAAGUUAUAAGGAUGGCAUGGAGCAGUGAAGUGCUAUAUGUUGAGAUUAUAUUUUAAGUUGUGGUACAUACUAAGUGGGUUUAUUCAAAUGAAAAUACUAACUUAAUAUCUGCUAAGUUUCAUAAACAAAGAUGUCAAAAUACUCCCAGAAAAAAAAAUUUACCUGUGGAUCCAUUUAAGUAAUACUAAUGCUAUCUUUAAAAAAUAUAAUAAAAUUAUGUGAAAAACUUUGUUCACUGCUAAA
This is a messenger RNA of Phyllostomus hastatus (greater spear-nosed bat), 3287 nucleotides long. It is a transcript of the gene APCDD1, whose product is annotated as APC down-regulated 1. Lineage: Eukaryota; Metazoa; Chordata; Mammalia; Chiroptera; Phyllostomidae. Gene Ontology annotation, molecular function: Wnt-protein binding. Bases 72 to 1619 code for a protein of 515 amino acids. Gene Ontology annotation, cellular component: plasma membrane. Gene Ontology annotation, biological process: negative regulation of Wnt signaling pathway. The record is from RefSeq and is a predicted model, not a curated record. The transcript is spliced from 5 exons.